AUGGCCACUGCGUCUGCUGCGGGCGUAAACAAGCAGGGAGCCGUGCCGACGAUGGAGCCCUGCGUUAGGCACGGAAGGGGGGCAAGCGGGAGCACGGUCAAGGUGCUGGAGUGUGGGGUGUGUGAGGAUGUCUUUACACUCCAAGGGGACAAGGUUCCACGCCUUCUGCUCUGCGGUCACACAGUUUGCCAUGAUUGUCUCACCCGACUGCCCCUCCAUGGCAGAGCAAUCCGCUGUCCCUUUGACAGACAGGUCACUGAGCUAGGGGACUCGGGAGUCUGGGGUCUGAAGAAGAAUUUUGCUUUGCUUGAACUCUUGGAAAGACUCCAGAAUGGCGCUACUAAUCAGACAGGCAUGGCAGAGGAUGCCCUCAAAGGCAUGGGGGAGUGUAUAAUUCGAUGUGACGAAGAUGAGAGCCACACAGCGUCCAUGUACUGCACUGUGUGUGCCACCCAUCUGUGUGCCCAGUGCUCACAGCUCACCCACUCCACUCGUACACUGGCUAAACACCGUCGUGUGCCCCUUGCUGACAAACCUCAUGAGAAGACCCUGUGCCCACAGCAUCAGGUUCAUGCCAUUGAGUUUGUCUGUUUGGAGGAAGCCUGCCAGUCUGGACCGCUCAUGUGUUGUGUGUGUAAGGAGUAUGGGAAGCACCAGGGGCAUAAGCAUGCUGUUCUUGAGACAGAAGCUAACCAGAUACGCGCAUCCAUUUUGGAUAUGGCCCACUGUAUCCGUACCUUCACAGAGGAAGUGUCUGAGUACUCCAGGAAGUUGGGGGGCAUCGUACAGCAGAUCGAGGGGGGAGAGCAGAUUGUGGAGGAUGGUGUUGGCAUGGCACACACUGAACAUGUCCCCGGCACAGCAGAAAGUGCACGUUCUUGUGUUCGGGCCUAUUUUGCAGAACUCCAUGACACGCUGUGCCGACAGGAGGAGAUGGCCUUGAGUGUAGUAGAUGCGCAUGUGAGAGAGCGGCUAAUCUGGCUGAGACAGCAGCAGGAAGACAUGACCAUCCUGCUGUCUCAGGUCUCCACUGCUUGUCUGCAUUGUGAGAAAACAUUGCAACAGGAUGACUGCAGAGUUGUGCUGUCAAAGCAGGAAAUUAGCUGUUUGCUGGAGACUCUUCAGAAACAGCAGCACCAGUUCACCGAGCUGGCAGAUCACAUUCAGCUGGAUGCUGGUAUUCCUGUCACAUUCACCAAGGACAACCGGGUCCACAUUGGACCAAAGAUGGAGAUCCGAGUGGUGACGCUGGGACUGGACGGAGCUGGUAAAACAACCAUCCUCUUCAAGCUAAAACAAGACGAGUUCAUGCAGCCUAUUCCAACCAUUGGUUUCAACGUGGAGACAGUUGAGUACAAGAACUUGAAAUUCACCAUCUGGGAUGUGGGUGGAAAACAUAAGCUCAGACCCCUCUGGAAACACUACUACCUAAAUACACAAGCGGUGGUGUUUGUGAUAGACAGCUGCCAUAGGGACAGGCUGAUGGAGGCCCAUAGUGAGCUAGCCAAGCUUCUGACGGAGAAGGAGCUACGAGAUGCCUUACUGCUCAUCUUCGCAAACAAACAGGAUGUCCCAGGGGCUGUGUCCGUGGAGGAGAUGACGGAGCUGCUGAGCCUGCACAAGCUGUGCUGCGGGAGGAGCUGGCACAUCCAGGGCUGCGACGCUCGCAGUGGCAUGGGCCUCCAUGAGGGCCUGGACUGGCUCUCCAGACAGCUCGUGGCUGCUGGAGUUCUCGAUGUGGCUUGAGUCCUACACUGGCCCCGUGUGCUUAUUUCGAGCUUCACCUUUACCCGUUGAAUUAUCUUACUCAGCCUGAACCGGAAAUCUUUUCCAUAGCCAGUUCCCUAACUACAACUCUUUAACAUUGCAACUAACAUAAACCCCGAGAGGGGCUCAAACCUGACUGUUUUUGUUUGUUUCUUGGUCAACCAGAACUUGUUUUCCACAGUAGUUUACUCUUUAUACCUGCACCGAGCAGAAUAAAAUGAGGGAAAAAAUGAGAGCGUCGAUCAAAAAGCUGUUUAACAGCGGAAAGGCCUUCUGAGCCACUCAUCCCGUCACAUUCACACUCCCGCCAUCAAAAAGACAUGCAUGUUAGGGUUAAUACUCCUGCCUAUGCCCCUGAGCAAGGCAACGGAAAGAAGAACUGGAGUUGGGCCCCAUGCGCUGCUGCUGCCCACUGCUCCUAUACAAUAGGAUGGGUUAAAAUACAGAGGACACGUUCAUUGUGACCUGUACGAUGACAAAAUAGAGCUUAACCUUCGAGAACUGAACUCUAACCGAGAAGUUAGCGAUAAGUUAGCCUCGUUACGACUACAUGCUUGUGUCUGCAGUCAGCGUUAAGCGUGUAAAGCAGUUUUCUAAAGGCCGAUCACGUUGCUGACUUGUUUUGUUUCAGUCUACCUUUGUAACAAACCCCCAGUUCAUUUGGCACCCAAAGCUGGUUUACUCAAGCCGGUCUGAAAUGAGAGAAAUUGUGCCCUUACGAAGUGAAACUUGUCCCCGUUUCGUAUCGUAUGUGUUACUCAUAACCCCCACACGGGGACGUGAUAUUUAAUCACUGCUGAAUGCUGACUAGUCUGAUUUGUGUAACACAACAUGUUGAGUAGUGGAGUUGAACAUCAGUGCUCCUGACAUUUUGAAAAAUAACAUGGCAGAUGAUUUCCAGCCAUCCAUUAUCCAAGCCGCUUAUCCAAAUUAGGGUCACGGGAUGCUGGAGCCCAUUCCAGCAGUCAUUGGGCUCCAAUUAAUUAGCCUAUUAAUUUUCAGGUAUGCGAGCUGGAUGUGAUGGCUGAGCUCAGUACGUUCUGGUUUUGCGGGGGGUUUUUUUCUUCCACCUUAAUAUGUUCUCGGUGUGUGCAUACUUGGUUGCUCUUCUGAAGUCUAGCUCAGUAUAUUCACAUUAUUCGAGCAUCGGUUCCAGCUGGUUAGACCAGUCUAUUCUGUGUAGUUGGUCUUCUUUUGUAUAUUUAUAUAACAUCACAGAAUGCAUAUACAUACGCCCACGGAUGGUUUAAUAUUUUGAAUUUGGAUGAGUUCUCUCUGCCUUGAUGUCUUAUGUAAGCAAUAGAAAUUAAUGUUUUGCGAGACGAGCCGAGAAUCCUGAGAUUCUCGUGCGAACAUUUUUGUGUCUGAGCCGAUUUCAUGCCACAGCUGGUCUUCUUAAUGGCACACGAGUUUAGGGUUGGGUCAGUUUAUGUACAUUAUUUGGGAUGGAGUAUAGUCUGUCACAGCGAGGUUUACUGAUGAGCCCAAGAGCACGUUACUUUGAUGAUAUUGUGAGAAAUAAAGAGCUAAUGUGUGACGGUUCUGCCUACAUUGCGUGGAGUGUCUUGC
Lampris incognitus (smalleye Pacific opah) is the source of this 3336-nucleotide messenger RNA. RefSeq names its product tripartite motif containing 23 (gene trim23). The transcript is spliced from 11 exons. The coding region runs from base 1 to 1746 and encodes 581 amino acids. Gene Ontology annotation, cellular component: plasma membrane; lysosomal membrane; cytoplasm. Gene Ontology annotation, biological process: intracellular protein transport; vesicle-mediated transport. Gene Ontology annotation, molecular function: GTP binding; zinc ion binding; GTPase activity. Lineage: Eukaryota; Metazoa; Chordata; Actinopteri; Lampriformes; Lampridae. The record is from RefSeq and is a predicted model, not a curated record.